Malus domestica (apple) is the source of this 696-nucleotide messenger RNA. Its product is annotated as 7-deoxyloganetic acid glucosyltransferase-like. NCBI's taxonomy places the organism in Eukaryota, Viridiplantae, Streptophyta, Magnoliopsida, Rosales, Rosaceae. Gene Ontology annotation, molecular function: quercetin 7-O-glucosyltransferase activity; quercetin 3-O-glucosyltransferase activity. The record is from RefSeq and is a predicted model, not a curated record.
AUGACUAGUCAUGCAAAAUCUACUUCUAACUUUGAAACAGAUGAUGACAUGGAUAAGCAGAUUAGCGAUAUUUCGAGGAUGGAAGGCCUUUUACAGGGCCGAGACCUACCAAGCUUUUGCAGAUAUCCAAUUGACCGCUCAAUUACUAAAUUUUUCAUGGAAGAGACCAAAGCUAUUGCUCGUGCUUCUUCUUUAAUAAUCGACACCUUCGACGGCCUUGAAGCCUCAAUUCUCUCCCACAUAGCCACACUUAUCCCCAAAGUUUACGCAAUAGGCCCUGUCCACGCCCUUGUCAAAUCUCGCGUUGGCGAUGUCCUGUCAUCCUCUGCCCCUUUGUGCCAAGAAGACCGCCGUUGCAUGACGUGGCUGGACUACAAACAAGUGGGAUCUGUUAUAUAUGUUAGCUUUGGCAGCUUGGUGAAGCUAACACAUGACCAAUUUUUUGAAUUUUGGCACGGCUUGGUCAGUUGCGGGAAACAAUUUAUAUGGGUGGUGCGGUUAGAUAUGCUUACGGGGGAGCAAGGAGAGCACGUGAUUCCGACUGAGCUGGAGAUGGGUACAAAGGAGAGGGGAUUUAUAGUGGAGUGGGCCCCCCAAGAAGAGGUCCUGGCUCACAAUGUUGUGGGAAGGUUUUUAACCCAAUGCGGGUGGAACUCAAUCGUGGACAAACUUAUUCAAGACUUGAGAAACUUGUGA